Molecule: messenger RNA, 1605 nt
Organism: Nanorana parkeri
Lineage: Eukaryota; Metazoa; Chordata; Amphibia; Anura; Dicroglossidae
Product: V-type proton ATPase subunit S1-like
Exons: 10
Coding region: 68-1423 (451 amino acids)
Cellular component (GO): proton-transporting V-type ATPase complex
Source: RefSeq, a predicted model, not a curated record
GUUUUCCCCUCUAGUUGGGUAGGAUAUCCAUACAUGUUCACUCUGUAGUUCACUUCUACUUGCAAACAUGCAUCUGGUGCUAGUAUUUUUGUUCCUGGCCUGUGUCUGCAUUUCAGGGGUGACAUCUGUAAGUCACGUUCCUGUACUUUUAUGGUCAUCUGAAAGCUCUGUGUGGGCUUCAGCACCAGCAGUAAAUGGAGGACACAUUACAUUAAGUGAUGAAUUACAUGGGUUACUUCAAGAGGUUGUAUCAAGGAAAGGAUCUAUUGUCAUUUUCCUCCAGGACACACUAAGCAUGGAUGACAUCACAUAUUACAGCACAGUGUCUGGAAGUGAGAACCCACUGUAUAAUGUGCAGGGCAUUAUGGAUUCUUCACCAUCCUCCCUAGUUCUUCCUGCUGUGGAGUGGAGGACAAUUCCUAAUCUGCACGGAUACCUUAAAAGCCAAGCUGACUGGAAUCUGAUCAGUGUAGACAAUUUGAAUGAGCCUUUAUUAGAUCUGGAUUACACAAAACCAAACUUAAUUAUGAUAAAUCUACAGCCAAUACCCAGAUCUAAUCAGAUAUCUGCUGUCACUGCAUUCUCUGAAAAUGAUAAACACAUUGCAAAGAUCACAAAAACCCUACAAGACAGUGGAGUCAACUUUACUGCCAUUUACACUGGACUGAAACCAUCAAAGGUUGCAAAGAGUUUUGACGUGGUGCAAAAACAUGGACGACAGCUGCUGGCCACUGAUGUGACAGUUCCAUAUCCACCAUUAAAUGUGACAAAUGGAACAGACACCUGUAUUCUGUUAUAUGCAACCAAAUUUGUGAUCACUGCCAAUAGCACAGCAGCAUUUGAUCUGACAAAUGUGACAUUUGGAGCGCGUACAGCAAACACUAGCCAAUCUCAAUGUUCUGAUUACAAUACCACAUUAUCCCUGAUAUAUUCUUCUCCUGGAAAUGGACUUACAAGUCUUGAAGUAAGAUUUGUUAUGACUAAUAUGUUCUACACUGGCUCUGCAAGAAACUGGUUCAAAUUAGAAUCUGUUCUAAUAAUCCCUAAUCAAGAUAUUCUGAGAAAUGCUUCAUUCCAAACUUCUUAUGCCUCCUCACCAGCAGAGUACUCCUACCACUGCCAGGAAGUGGGGACAAGUUAUUUGACUGCAGAGAGACUUGUUCCCACCAACACUGAAGCUAACAACUGGCUAAUAACUAUUACUGAGUUCCAGAUUCAAGGAUUCAACAUCAAGAACAACCUUUUCUCCUAUGCAAGUGACUGCUCCUCAUUUUUUACUCCAGCCAUUUGGAUGGGUCUUGUGUCUACCGUUAUCCUGUUGUGGAUCUUGUCAUAUGGAAUUUUAAUGAUUAUGCAGCUAACUACAAAUGAUAAAUUUGAUGACCCCAAAGGUCCAGCAUUGUCUGUUCCUCAAGGAGACUAGAAUUUGUGGCUUGUCCUUUUAGAAUGAAUAUAUCCACGUGCACGUCUUGCACAAUUUGUGCCCAUGAUUAAAUAAUUUUUCUGCUCCAAAGCAGUUCAACAAUCAAAGCUAUAGUAUUUCAAAUCAUGACUGACUGGUGUUUAGUAAACAUCCAAUAUGUUGUUCCACAUCGAAAAUGAAAA